Messenger RNA from Erigeron canadensis, 1228 nucleotides. RefSeq names its product GDSL esterase/lipase At1g29670-like. The transcript is spliced from 5 exons. Lineage: Eukaryota; Viridiplantae; Streptophyta; Magnoliopsida; Asterales; Asteraceae. Gene Ontology annotation, molecular function: hydrolase activity, acting on ester bonds. Bases 39 to 1115 code for a protein of 358 amino acids. The record is from RefSeq and is a predicted model, not a curated record.
UCAUCAUAUAUUGUUUAGUUUCAAAUAUUCAAAUAAACAUGGCAUGUAAGGUUACCCUAAUUAUGUGUCAUUUCUUAGUAGUGGUCGGGUUGAUGAACAUUCCAACACUUAUACUUGCUCAACCACAAGUCCCAUGUUACUUCAUAUUUGGAGACUCCUUGGUUGACAGUGGGAAUAACAAUGCACUUUUAACACAAGCAAAAGCCAAUUACCCACCUUAUGGGAUUGAUUUCCCAGAAGGACCGACCGGUAGAUUCACCAACGGGCGAACUAAGGCAGACAUUAUUGGACAACUUCUAGGUUUUGUGGAUAACUUCAUUCCACCUUAUGCUACUGUAACAAACCCAGAGAUCAGCAAGGGGGUAAACUAUGGUAGCGGUGGUGCUGGUAUUCGUGAUGAAACUGGAAGAAAUCUGGGUGAUCGGAUCAGCUUGAAUAGGCAACUACUUAACCACGCAUCAAUAAUUUCACGUCUUUCCCUUUUGCAACGAAACAAGACAUUUACUAAUGAAUACCUUAAAAAGUGCAUUUACGUGUUAGAAAUGGGAAGCAACGAUUACAUCAAUAACUAUUUGAUGCCCAACAAUUACGUGACAAGCCGUAUCUAUACUCCGGAUCAAUAUGCAGCAGACCUCGUCCGACAAUACUCUAAACAACUAAGGACUUUGUACAAUUUGGGAGCGAGAAAAGUUGCAGUGUUCGGUUUGAGCCUAAUAGGGUGCACCCCAACUGAGAUUGCAAGGUUUGGCACAGAAGGACAACCAUGCGUUCAGCGGAUCAAUGACGCAGUUGAACUAUUUAACAACAAGCUUAAGCCUGCUAUUGAUGAGAUUAACACUAACUUCCAAGAUGCAAGAUUCACUUUCAUUAACAUGACAAGCAUUUCAACACCAGAAGGAGGUUUAGUACCGCCAGGUCCUCCAUGUUGCCAAGUAAGGUCAGAUGGACAAUGCGUUCCGAACUCUAUCCCUUGUCCCAACCGCAAUGUAACUAUUUUCUAUGAUGGUUUUCUUCCCACGGAAAUUGUGAACUCUUUAUUUGCAGCAAGAGCGUAUGUCGCACAAUCUCCCAUGGAUGCUUCUCCUUAUGAUAUCAGUCAAUUGGCUCGCCUUUAAGAUCGAAUGUACUGAUGAGACUUCAUGAUAAUUUGUAUGCAUGGCGAUAAAAAGUAUCAAUGGUGAUAAAUGAUCAUACGGAAUAAUAAAUAAAACUACCUGCUUAUUAUAUA